GUAGAUUCAGAUAAUCAAAAAUUUACAAAUAGUACUAAAUGUGUUAAAUCACAUUUAAAUCAAUGCGAGCAUUUUAAAAAUACUUAUACUUUAGAAGAACAAAAAGAGAUUUUAAAUCGAGUGAAUUCUAAAAGUUCAGAAGUUGUCAUAGCAACUAAUGCAAGAAGCUCACUUAUAAAACAUAUCUCAAUUUCAAAGAGAAAUAAAUUACGUGCUAUAAUAUCAGCAGGAAUGGCAUUUCAUGCAAGUAAAAAUCCUGAAGUGGAGACGACAGCC
Molecule: messenger RNA, 276 nt
Organism: Scutellospora calospora
Lineage: Eukaryota; Fungi; Glomeromycota; Glomeromycetes; Diversisporales; Gigasporaceae
Source: the annotation of a GenBank genome assembly